Molecule: messenger RNA, 1542 nt
Organism: Sporisorium graminicola
Lineage: Eukaryota; Fungi; Basidiomycota; Ustilaginomycetes; Ustilaginales; Ustilaginaceae
Exons: 1
Coding region: 1-1542 (513 amino acids)
Source: RefSeq, a predicted model, not a curated record
AUGCUAUCCAAACUCACUCUGGCGCUGCCCUUGCUUUCGAAGCUGGCGGACGGUAUCUCUGGUGCUGCCAUCCGCACGCGUGGCAAUGGUAUCAACCCCGCCGAUUUCACCUCCCAAGGCCUUGUCGCCAUCGGCCAGUUUCCGGCCAGCGUCAGGGACAAGAACAACGAGACCAUCGGCGGCAUCGGUUCUGCCGGGGGUCUCGUCCCCGGUCGAUACUCUCGCAACGGCGACGUCUACUCUGGCCAGAUCUACUUCCAGCCAGACCGCGGCUACAACGUCGAGAACACCAUCGACUACGUUGCUCGCCACCACACGUUCGACUUCCAGUUCGAAGAGUACACCGGCUCGAGCAACCUCACCUUCAGCCAGGCCACCAAACUAUUCAACAUCACCUACCGUGACUCGGUCUUCUACCACGAGCAUGACGUCAAGAACACCACUGGUCUCGACCCUACCAUCGUGACCACCGGCGGACUCAGUGGGAGCGGCACCAACGACGGACCGCUCGCAGCUGCCAACACACCCGAGAACCCUGCUUCGCUCUCGUUUGACACUGAGGGCUUCUCGGCAAACCCGGACGGCACCUUCUGGGUCUCGGACGAGUAUGUUCCUGGCAUCUACAAGGUGGCUUCGGACGGCACCGUGAUUGCCUACAUCACCCCGCCCGAGGCUGUGCUCCCGCGCAUCAACGCCAAGUACAACUUUACCUCCAAGUCGACUCCCGACUCGGGUCGUCCACCCAAUGCCGGCUUCGAAGGCAUGGCUGUAUCCUGGGAUGGCAACCAGCUAUUUGCCGUGCUCCAGUCGGCGCUGGUCCAGGAUGGCGGAGAUGGUGCACCAUACCUUCGCAUCUUUGAGUGGGACAUUUCCUCCCUCUCCGGUGUCACCACCUACCAGAACGGUGCCAACCCGGGUGACGGCAUCCCGCUCAUCGCCGAGUACGUCUACAAGGUGCCCACCUCGAACAAAGGCAAGGCUCGCAACGUCAAUGAUCUCAUCUACCUCGGUCACAAGACUGUCGGCAUCCUCGUCCGCGAUGGCAACGGGUUCGGCAGCGACGAUUCGGGCGUUAAGUAUAAGCACAUUGACAUCCUCGAUCUCUCCACCGCCACCAACAUUGCUGGUACCAAGUACGACGGUGCCACGGGCGCCAUCGCUCCAGGAGGCAAGCUGGCUAGCGGCAUCGACCUCGCCAAGUACAGCAGCCUGGUCGACUACACCUCCGACCUGGGCAAGUUUGGCAUGCAUGGCUCGGGCAACCCUGUUGACCCGACGUUGCUCGCUGCCAAGAUCGAAAGCUUGAUCCUCCUGCCCACGCUGCCCAAGUCGAGCAGCGACAGCAGCUUCGACUCGGACGAGUACUUUAUCGUCUCAGCAAGCGACAAUGACUUCCAGACAAAGACGGGCUACAUGAGAGCCAUCGGCGACUACUCAGCCGCAUAUCCGCAAGACGUUCCCACGCAGCUCUUUGUCUUCAAGGUCAAGCUGCCCGGCGUCAACCGCGGCGACUUGCUUUCUCGUCUCGCCCUCUCUGCUUGA